AUGUAUAUUCUGGUUGGUUUGGGGAGCGGAUUUCACAAUGCAGCAUGGAAUGUAUGGAUCGGAAACAUGGCGAACUCGCAUGAAGUGCUCGGUUUCUUCCAUGGAUUCUAUGGCAUCGGGGCCACAAUAAGCCCUCUCGUUGCUACAACUCUAAUCAUCAAAGCUGGAUGGGAAUGGUAUUCUUAUUACUACCUGAUGACUGGAGCAGCUGCUAUCGCGCUAGUUUACUCCACCAGCGCUUUCUGGGAUGAAACUGGGAGCAAAUACCAAGAAGAAAAUCCCAGUUUCCCAGUCACCUGGAUAUGCGCUAUCUUCCUCUUCCUCUAUGGCGGAAUUGAGGUAGCAAUCGGUGGUUGGAUUGUUGUAUUUAUGACGAACGUCCGACACGGCGAUCCAUUUGAAUCCGGAAUGGCAGAGACAGGCUUCUGGCUCGGCAUCACAGUCGGUCGAUUCGUGCUAGGGUUUGUGUCACCUCGAAUUGGAGAGAAGUUGUCCAUUGCUAUAUACCUCUUGCUUGCAAUUGUUCUUGAGCUCAUUUUUUGGCUCGUGCCUGAGUUCAUUGUGUCCGCGGUUGCGGUUGCAUUUGUUGGAUUCUUUAUGGGGACUAUCUUCCCGGGAGUUGUGAUUGUGGCGACACGAUUGCUACCAAAGAAUCUUCACGUUGCUGCUAUUGGGUUUGCGGCUGCCUUUUCGAUGGGUGGUGGUGCUGUUUUCCCAUUCAUGAUUGGCGCUAUUGCCCAGGCUAAGGGAGUGACAGUGUUGCAGCCGAUCUUGCUCGCCAUGCUCGCUGUGUCAUUGGGAAUUUGGGCAACGAUAUUCCGACUUCCUCAGCAAGAGGUAUCACAUCAUGUCUAA
Molecule: messenger RNA, 855 nt
Organism: Penicillium concentricum
Lineage: Eukaryota; Fungi; Ascomycota; Eurotiomycetes; Eurotiales; Aspergillaceae
Product: MFS transporter
Exons: 3
Coding region: 1-855 (284 amino acids)
Biological process (GO): transmembrane transport
Cellular component (GO): membrane
Molecular function (GO): transmembrane transporter activity
Source: RefSeq, a predicted model, not a curated record